UGCCAACUUGACAAGAUCAAAGCCGCAGGAAAAUGGACAGUGAGGUUCAGCGAGAUGGAAGGAUCUUGGAUUUGAUUGAUGAUGCUUGGCGAGAAGACAAGCUGCCUUAUGAAGAUGUCGCAAUACCACUGAGUAAGCUUCCUGAACCUGAACAAGACAAUGGUGGCACCACAGAAUCUGUCAAAGAACAAGAAAUGAAGUGGACAGACUUAGCUUUAUAGUACCUCCAUGAGAACGUGCCCCCCCAUUGGAAACUGACACGGCUCCUUUCUUGCAGACGAAUUUUCUAAAAGUACACAGAUAAAAAAUGUUUUGUUUCAGUCUCCUACUUCAAAUCUUUGAGUAAUAAAUCAGCACUCAAAAAUGUA
Callithrix jacchus (white-tufted-ear marmoset) is the source of this 368-nucleotide messenger RNA. RefSeq names its product anaphase-promoting complex subunit 13. The record is from RefSeq and is a predicted model, not a curated record. Gene Ontology annotation, cellular component: anaphase-promoting complex. Gene Ontology annotation, biological process: protein K11-linked ubiquitination. Lineage: Eukaryota; Metazoa; Chordata; Mammalia; Primates; Cebidae.